Molecule: messenger RNA, 1049 nt
Organism: Ostreococcus lucimarinus CCE9901
Lineage: Eukaryota; Viridiplantae; Chlorophyta; Mamiellophyceae; Mamiellales; Bathycoccaceae
Exons: 2
Coding region: 33-977 (314 amino acids)
Cellular component (GO): SAGA complex
Source: RefSeq, a predicted model, not a curated record
CGGCGCGCGCGCGCGCUCGAACGUCGGUGACGAUGAGCGAAACGGCGACGGUGACGUACCUGGAGAAAUUCGUGGACAAUCUCGCGGACGUCCCCGCGGAGUUGCAGCGGAUACUACAAACGAUCGGGGAGCUCGAUAAACGGAACGUGCGAUUGCGAGAUGCGGUGCAAGCAAAGGUGGACGAGUGCGCGUCGGCGCCGAGUCUGAGCGCGCGAGGCGCGCGCAGCGCCGACGUCGACGCGGUGAGCACGUUGAAGAAAGAGAUCGAAGAACUUCACGAUACGAUGGCGAUGGUAUCCAAUGAGAAGAUACGGUUGGCGCAGAUGGCGUUGGAUUUAGUGAAAGGGAACGCGACGGUGCUCGACGCUGAGAUGAAGACGUUCCGCACAGAGCUCGAGGAACAAGGUAUUAACCCGGACGAGGACGUCGAUGAUGGGUACGGCUACGCGCAGGUGCAAGCGCAGUACCACCGCAAGAUGCAAAAGCCGCAAUAUCAAUAUCAAAGACCCGCGCCUAUGCCGCAGCAGCAGCGCGCGUACGGCGAACACGCGAUGAGCUCGAUGGACGUCGGCGACCUCGUGGCGGCAAACGUAGGGGCGUUGAACCAAAGCGCCGGUGGACAAGAGUGGAUCGUUGCGACCGUGACUCGAUAUUCUCCAACUGAACGCGAGUUUGAGAUCGUUGAUGCGGACGAAGACGCGGAAAAGCACGUGUACCGCUUGCCGCAAAAGUUUGUCAUCCCGCUUCCGAAGACGGCGUCUGUGAAGCAGUCGCAAAACUUUCCCGCCGGGACGAGCGUGCUCGCUGUGUACCCGAACACGACCACGUUCUACAAAGCCAAGGUCGUGCAACCGGCGAGAAGACUCCCGAACGCGGAGUACAGCGAGUUCGUGUUAGAGUUUGAAGACGACGGCGACGCCGACGGUCAAGCGCAUCGCCCCGUGCCGUUCCGCCACGUCGUCUUAUUUCCGCGAUGAGCGGUGCGAGCGGGAACACAGUUUCGCGCGAUCGAUCGAUCGUGCGUGCGCGCUAUUUCGUGUAAUCAACAG